AUGACUUAUAACCUUGGUGAUUGUCUCGCUGCUUGCCGAGUCACCACCUUAUGUUACCUAUUAAAACAAGAAAAAGUCAUCUCGGGCAAGCAGAAUAUAUUCAAAAUAUUUUUGUUAUCUUUCAGAUCAAAGAAUAUAUCGCUGAAAAUGAAAGAAACGAUGAUUAAGCUCAUUUCACUCUUAGUGGUUUUUUCAAGAGUAUCAUCAGGUACACACCUCUCUUCCUUCUCUCUAGUUCGUUAAAAUGCUUCGCUUCUUGUUUAAUUUUACACUCAAAACCACGAGUGCGCUGUGGCUCAAUUUGCUCUUUGAAACGUUUCUUUAUCUUAUUGUUCUUUCAUAUCAAGCAGAGAUAUGCGAUUCUCCCCUCAGCAUUUUAAUCCCAGACAGUCAAUGGAGUGCCUCUUCUACAAUAAACCACACCUUAUUCGGUGCUUAUCACGGACGAAUGAACAAUUCUCCGGAAACUGUUGGCUGGUGUUCGUCAACUGCUAAAGAAGAAAAAGCAUUUAUAGAGGUUAGGGCUGAAUUUUUUCUGUCGGUUUUUUUACGGGGAUUCUUUACUAAAAAGAAAAUAAAAUGCGCAAGAUUAACAGAAAUGUUGCCUCGUUUGCCUGUUUUAGCUGUAGUGUAAUGGCUUGACGAGAGCUUGAAAAAAGUUUACGCGUUCAUGCAGUUUUGCAAAGUGUCAUCCUCUAGGCGUAAAUAAGAUGCUUUAAGAAUAACAGCAAGCUAAAUAAAUGAAACAAGAAAUGUAAGAGGAAGUCAAAAUAGACUGUUCUACUGAUGCUUUCAGGUUGACUUGGGUAGGAACAUGCUCGUCAGUGCCCUGUCUACUGUAGGAGUGUUGGUGAAAAACGACUCUACUGGGAACUCUACAUUCAUGUACGUGUCACAGUAUUUCCUAGCCUAUAAACGUGAUGGAGACUUGAAAUGGAGGCGGUACCAUAGAAACGAUGUAUCUGUCACAGUAAGUUGCGAGUCUCUUAACACUCGCUUCAACGUAGAAAUGAUUUGACUUUACUUUAUCCGUUGGUCGAUGAUUCUUUACUUCAAUCUGCUUCGUUGAUUCUCAUUACAGUUAAUUAAAAUCAAUGACUCCAGAGUCCACAAACACCACCUACUGACCCCGCGGAUCGCCCGCCGUGUUCGGCUUGUGUUGGACCAAGGAAUUGGAGACAGAUGGUGCCUGAAGAUGGAAAUACAUGGCUGUUCUUGGACUAAACAUGGUACACCACAUACUUCCUUUUAAGAACUGUUAUUCAAAGAACUAUUCCAAACCAAAGGAUACUGAUAAUUUGGAAUCUUGCUCUAAAAACGACUAAGUAACUCCCUUGAGAAAAGCCUCAAUUUAGGAGACGCUUUCCCGCUAGUGCCAUUUAGGAUCCCCUAGCUUUGCAAAGCUGGGGCUACAUGUCAAGCACGACAAAUGGCUCGUUGAAUCUCAUUAAAUUUCUGAGCCCUUUACAUAGAAAACAAAACCAAAGGAAACGAAACAAACACAAACAUACAACAACAAAAAGUGUCUACAUUAAUGUUGUUUCAGUCAACAUCACCAUAAUUUUUAAAAAGUUUUAGUUUCCUUUCAGAUGGCUUGGUUUCGUACCGCAUCUCCCAGGGAAAUAUCCGACAGAAUCUACCCGGGUGGAAUUCUUUACGAGAUAACGGCUACGAUGGUACGAGGCUCGCUUUUGGGAAGAAGAUAGGCGUACUUUACCGGGGACUGGGUCAGUUAACAGACGGAGUGAUUGGUCGUAAUGCUGACUGGAAUGACACUGGUAACCCAAUCUGGAUUGACUGGAUUGGCUGGCAAGAUUCCAAAACCUCUGACCCAACUGUCACAUUUGAAUUCUCAUCCUUAAGAAAGUUCUCUAGCAUCCGUUUUCACGUGCUUAAUCUUCCGAGUCACCAUGAAAAGAUGCUCUUCAGCAAAGUUGUGCUUUCGUUCUCUCGAGAUGGCGAGUAUUUUGCUUGGAAGACCAUAUAUGAACCGAGUAUGGCUAAAAGAUCAACACUGAGAAACAAAGCUGUUUGGAUUGAGGUUAACCUAGAUGGAAACAUUGGAAAACAUGUCACGUGCGAAUUUGUUUAUUACGGAUGGUGGGUGUUGAUCAGUGAAGUGGAAUUCAAAUCAGGUACUUUCUUGGUUUAGUGGUUUUCAUGUGCAUCUAAGUUCCCCCAACUCAUUUUUUUCUCUUAAAAGCUCUGCAAUAUUUGGUAGAUUGGGUCUUUUUUAAGCUUCACAUUGCUGUAUGCACUUUAAGAGAGUCUUUUUUUUUCAUGGUUCAAUUUUAGUUUUCGUCUCUUACAAUCGUUUCGGCUGAGUGAUAAAUUAUGAGAUCACGUAUUUUUGGAGGAGGGAAAAAUCAGCGCAUCACAAAUAUAUUUUUUAUGUUCUUGGACUGAAGCUUAAUGAAACUGACCAAGGCUCAGCCUUGGCCCACUCUGUUAUCGAGUAGUACUGCUCAGAAAACUCUGUCAUCUGUAAUUAAGUCCUUAAUGCAAUUUUCUUGUCUUUUCUCCACCCUAUGUAACGCUUUUCUUAUUUCCUAUUUGUUUUUGGAAGAAGUAUCCAUCGAUCAUAUUCCUGAAACCGAACAAAACAUUGUGCCUGUAAUAACAACAACAGCCAACACUGUCGACAACGGAAUCAAUACGACAGACAAGACUGUAGUGGAGGGUAAGUCGGGCUAUGUUCUCUUAACCCUUUAACUCCCAUGAGUGACCAAGACAGGAUUUCUUCUCAAGAUAUCAAUACAUUAUCAACCAGAUAAGUGAAUAGAAUAAAGAAAAAUAUCAAUUUGGGGAUAAUUAGUUGAUCCAAUACUAAAUUCUCUGAACAAACAUUGUGAGAAUUGUAUGGUUGACAGUAAGGAGAAUGACAAUUUUAAACAGUCUCAAAAAUAGUUUUGCUUUAAUAAUUGUCCCGUCAUUAAGAGUUUAUUAGUGAGCAAAAAAAGAUUUUUUGUCUCACAAACAAAAGGACUAUUUUCGUUUACAUGUCUCUCUUUUUAAAAGACGUCUUCAAGCCUUUCAAAUUUCUUUUUAAUCAUGUGGUAUAUUAAAAAUGAUUCGAGGACAAUAAUAGCACCAAAAACGUUGAGCAAUUCUUUUUUACACAUUUCUUAAAAUUAAGGGUGUUUAGAAAGAUGCAACACUUUGUUCUGAAAUGGAACAUAAUCUCAUCAAGUCAACUGAUCAAUCUUUCACUGAAUUCUCUCGUGCACAGAGUCGAGUUUUGGUGAGCCUUCGGACGACUCUCGGGACACCGUGUUGAUAGGCUGCUUGGCUGCUGCAGGAGUAAUAGGAGUAUUGCUAUUGUGUGUCCUCGCCGUGCUGAUGUGGAGGCGAAGAAGUCGACGCACGCGAGCCGCUGAACAGGAUUUAAACAGCAGAGCAAUCAGAAUCAUCAACCCCGGCAAGAAAAACUCACUAAACAGAAGGAACGAUCCUGGUGCGCAGGAAAUUCGCUUUGAGAGACUAAAGAUGCUGGGUAAGGGAAUGGACGAAGACGAAGAUGAUGAAGUGGAGGAAAUGGACUUAAUGAUGGAUAAAUGUAAUUUGAAUAACGCCAGGCUACUGAUGGGUAAGUGUUAUCAACCAUAAUGUUUUAAAAGAUGAUAUUGAUUAAAAUAAAAAGGCAACAGAUAUCCCAUGUUUCAUCAAGUGAAGCCCAAUGAUGAUUGAAACCUAUUUAGAUUUUUUUUUCAGUCUUCUACUAGGCUGGGCUAUUUCAACACUUAUAAGUGCGCCUAUGAUCCACAACUCUAUCGCCAUACCUGAUGUGUAGUAGAAAAUCAAAUCUCGAGGUUAGCUGCAAAAACACUGACUUUCAAACUCCACGUCCCAUGUGUUUUAAUUUCAGUAACACGAGAGUUGACUUGUUCUUGGUUAGUUUCUAUAAAAAAUAUCUUUCACCUUUCAGGUGACCAAGAUACCUCAAGGAAUCUCCGUCCUCAAUCCAGGGAAAUCUCCCUGGAGGAAGAAAAGGCUGAAGUUCUUGCAGAAAUGAGGAAAGUUAGCGAAAGUAGCGAUGAAUGA
This is a messenger RNA of Pocillopora meandrina, 4041 nucleotides long. The record is from the annotation of a GenBank genome assembly. NCBI's taxonomy places the organism in Eukaryota, Metazoa, Cnidaria, Anthozoa, Scleractinia, Pocilloporidae.